CAAAAGUAUAUUGAAACAAAUAACAAAAUCUAUUAUCAGUAAUAACUAUUUAUUUUUCGAGAGCAUUAAACACAUCAGUAAACAAUACCCCCUCUACCGAUAGAACAUAACGUAAUUACUUAUCAGCACUUACCGAUUGACCACUGACCUCUUGUUAUGCCAACCACUACAGAUAUUGUUCCCUCAGAUGUUGUAAUCAUAUAUUAGUAAGAGUUUGACCUGUGAAAAUGUGUUCUAUAGCACUAAGCCGUGUUCUCCUCGUUCCUAGAGUUAUAGUUCCUAAACCAAUACUCGGAGCGGAGUCCGCGCGUUUGUAUAGUGACGAGUCCAAAGCAAGGAAAACGCCAUUAUACGACUUGCACACUAAAUAUGGAGGUAAAGUGGUCGAUUUCGCCGGAUUUCUCCUCCCAGUACAAUAUUCAGACUUAAGUCUAUCUGAAUCACACUUGUUUACUAGAAGAAGUGCUUCGAUUUUCGACGUCUCCCACAUGCUGCAGACGAAUGUGCGAGGUAAAGACUGUCUGUCUUGGUUCGAGUCGAUAUGUCCAGUCGACUUGAAAGGAAUGCAGGAUGGCUCUAGCUCCCUCACCGUGUUUUUGAACGACAAAGGUGGAAUUAUAGACGAUUUGAUUGUUACCAAAGUGAAUGCAGAGACUCUGUACAUAGUCUCGAACGCCGGGCGAUUGGAAGUGGAUAAGCAGCACAUGAAAGAAACAUCAGAGAUAUUUAAAAAACAAGGUAACGAUGUGAAUGUUGAAUUCUGGGACACCAGCGAGAGAGCUCUGAUCGCGUUACAAGGGCCUAAAGCAGCGUCGGUCUUGCAGGACCUAACCGAUAUACCUCUAAAGGAUUUAGUCUUCAUGACCUCCAGACUGGGCAAAGUGGCCGGUGUCGACUGUCGUGUUACAAGAUGCGGAUACACAGGGGAAGAUGGUGUCGAGAUUUCUAUACCCGCGGACAAAGCAGAACAUGUGACCGAGGCUCUGUUACAGUCCAGUGAUACAAAGCUCGCGGGUCUAGGUGCAAGAGAUUCUCUUCGUCUAGAAGCCGGACUGUGUCUCUACGGCAAUGAUAUCGACGAAAGUGUGACUCCCGUCGAAGCCAACCUUACGUGGCUGAUAGCUAAACGCAGACGCACCGAUAGCAACUUCCCGGGGUCGUCGAUAAUACUGCGACACAUUAAGGAAGGCGUGUCUAAGAGGCGAGUGGGUAUUCGAAUGGACAGCGGUCCACCGGCGAGGAAGGGAGCAGUUCUGAAGGACGCCAAGACUUCAGAGACCGUGGGCUCCGUGACCAGUGGCUGCCCGGCGCCUUCACUCGGCGGCAAUGUAGCCAUGGGGUACAUCAGCGAAGCGCUCAAAAAAGCCGGCACCGAACUGUUAGUCAACAUCAGAGGCAAAGACGUACCCUGCGUGGUCGCUAAAAUGCCCUUCGUUCCCUCAAAAUACUACAUUAAAAAAUAAUAAAAAAAUCUAAUUUACGAAA
Molecule: messenger RNA, 1485 nt
Organism: Helicoverpa armigera (cotton bollworm)
Lineage: Eukaryota; Metazoa; Arthropoda; Insecta; Lepidoptera; Noctuidae
Product: aminomethyltransferase, mitochondrial
Exons: 1
Coding region: 228-1463 (411 amino acids)
Biological process (GO): glycine catabolic process
Cellular component (GO): mitochondrion
Molecular function (GO): aminomethyltransferase activity; protein binding
Source: RefSeq, a predicted model, not a curated record